Gadus macrocephalus (Pacific cod) is the source of this 4433-nucleotide messenger RNA. RefSeq names its product activating transcription factor 6 beta (gene atf6b). Gene Ontology annotation, molecular function: RNA polymerase II cis-regulatory region sequence-specific DNA binding; DNA-binding transcription factor activity, RNA polymerase II-specific. Gene Ontology annotation, biological process: endoplasmic reticulum unfolded protein response; regulation of transcription by RNA polymerase II. The transcript is spliced from 17 exons. The coding region runs from base 231 to 2267 and encodes 678 amino acids. The record is from RefSeq and is a predicted model, not a curated record. Lineage: Eukaryota; Metazoa; Chordata; Actinopteri; Gadiformes; Gadidae. Gene Ontology annotation, cellular component: nucleus.
GAGACUUUCCGGAAGACUCAUUUCCUUGUCGACAUGCGAGGCGACGGACGGCAGCUGUAAUGAAACCCAACAGAAAGCGACUUCCGCCUGGAGAUCAGUGAUCCGCCCGGUCGGAACCGAACCAAGCGCUCAACCUCUCACCCGCGGCCCGCUGGACUCCCAUACCCCUCGUCUUCUGGUAGCCCCGCUCGCCCCCCCGCCCGCCCCCGAGGGCCCCAUCCCGCGGUGUGAUGGCCGCCGACCUGCUGGGUGACCUGGACACCCGCUUCCUGGCCGACAACCUGCUGACCAGCGAGGACUGGGAUGCCUGUCUCUACCGCUGGGAGACGAUGGAGGAGGGAGAGGACGGCGAUGGUGGAGGAGUAGAACCAGGAAGCAUGACAUACCAUCCAUCGGUGGACCGUGACCUCGUGCUGACCCUGGACCCGGACAACCGCUCCUCCCCAUGGCGACACCUCGACGACGGCCUUCUGACAGGAGAGUCCUCCCUACUGAAAGAAGAGAUGUCCAUCACUCAGCCCCUUCCUGUAGAGAUGUUGAUGAGGGUGAAGGCCGAGCCCCCCUCGCCUUCGUCCUCCAUGGAGUCGGACUGCUCCUCCUCCUCACUCGACCCUCAGGUGGUGGUGAAGGGGGAGAACCCCCCCACCCCCCCCUACAUGUACGGAGACGUCCUGGCCCCCCCUCUGGGCGCCAUGGAGGUGACAGUGGCCUCCAGCGGCCUGCUGGGGGCCCAGCCCGGGGCCCCCGCUCGCCUGGACCCCCCGCCCGCAGUGGUGGUGCGGACCAGUAGUAUCCUGAGCUCUAAGCCCCUCCUCCAGCCCAGACCACUGGGCGUGGCCAACUCAAGCCCCGCCCCCAAGAGCCCCUCCCCUCCGACCGGCACCCUCAUCCUGCAGGGCCUCGACCACACCCGCCCAGUGGUGCUGUCUCCGUCCGUGUGUCUCACGUCUCCGCCCGCCGUCAUCAAGAGGGAGCCCGUCUCCCCCAGCCUCACCCCCCACCUCCCCCCCUGCAGCAUCGUCCCGGCAACCGCCUCCUGCCCCGGCAACACGGGCCACGAUGUGGACGUGAGUGGCCGGCUCCUGGACCAAUCAGGCUUCAGGGUGAAGGUGUUGAAGCGGCAGCAGAGGAUGAUAAAGAACCGGGAGUCGGCGUGUCAGUCCCGGAGGAAGAAGAAGGAGUACCUCCAGCAGCUAGAGGGGCAACUCCGUCAGGCUCAGCAGGAGAACCAGCGGCUCCGUCAGGAGAACCACGCCCUCCGAGAGAGGCUGGCCGGACAGGGCGGCGACUCGGGCAACAACAAGCGGGCGGUGUGCGUCAUGGCCGUGCUGCUCUUCAUGACCUUCAGCUUCGGACCUGUCAGCAUCACAGACAGGAAGCUCCCCACCGUGCUGCAGGAAGGGGCGGGCCCCUACACAGGAAGGAGGCUGCUGGAGAUGGAGCCCUACGAGCAGCAGGCCCCGCCCCUCGGGGGGGAGGAGGAGCGGGGGGAGGUGGAGGAGGUGGACCGGGACCACCCCGACGCCUACCAGUUCAGGAACCUGAGUGACGUCUUCAGUGACAUUAAGGAUCUGGUUCUUCAGGACAUCGACCGAUACUUCACCUCCUCAGACUGCAGACAGUUCAACCGCUCAGAAUCCCUCAGGCUGGCUGACGAGCUGCGGGGCUGGGUGACGCGCCACCAGAAGUCUGGAGGGAAACCCAAAGUCAUCAAGAAGACCAAGCUGGCCCAGAAGGCCCAGCUGAGGAAGACCAACCUCUCCAGAUACCUGCCGGUCCAGACCCACCGGCUCCUCGACAGUCAGCUUCAGGUGCGCUCCGGUCCUGAGAUCACCUACAGCGACUUCCUGGACUCCAUCGACCGCCGGGAGGACACCUUCUACGUGGUCUCCUUCAGCAGGGACCAUCUGCUACUUCCUGCCAUCAGCCACAACAAAACCAGCCGGCCCAAGAUGUCUCUGGUGAUGCCCGCCAUGUCCGUCAACGAGAGCCUGUACAACUCGUCCCGGGGCUUUGAGAUGAUGAUGCAGGUGGACUGCGAGGUGAUGGACACGCGGAUCAUCCCCAUCAAGUCGUCGGCCGUGCCCCCCUCCAUGCGGCCCCCCGCCCCGCCGCACCCCCACCACCAUCACCACGGCAACCACUCCUCCGCCUCGCUGCGCGGCCGCCACCACGCUCACCUGCACCAUCCCUCGUCGCCGCGGCAACCGCUGCCCCCCCGCGCCCGCACCGCCGAAUACUUCCUCAGCCAAUCAGAGGGCGUCUGAGGCUCAGCUGAGCUCCUAUUGGUCAGAGCGAUGCAACCAAUGGGACCCGGGGAAAGUGUGUACAAGUAAUAUAUUCCAGAUGAUUCGGUAACCUCCUGCUACAGGCUACUGUCAAACCCCAAUCCUGGUCAACCAUACUCCUACAGCCAGGAGUCUGGCCAAUCAGGACGCUCGCUGGCUGCUAUGACCAUUCCGGAGAUGGUUCCACUCGGCUCCUGAGUAGACCCAAGCGGCAGCCUGUCGCUCAUUGGUCCGUACAAAAGGGGAUUAUGGGUAAAUUGACUACCUAGUGACCUACCAACACGCACCACACUACUGACCCCUCCCACAAGCGAAGGGCAGGCUUCCUAUUGGUGGAGAUCACAGAUGACGGCUCAACCGACAUCAGAAUGAUUUAGUCCGACCAACACGAUGAAUUAAUCGGAAUGAUUUAGUCCGACCAACACGAUGAAUUAAUCGGAAUGAUUUAGUCCGACCAACACGAUGAAUUAAUCGGAAUGAUUUAGUCCGACCAACACGAUGAAUUAAUCGGAUUGAUUUAGUCCGACCAACACGAUGAAUUAAUCAGAAUGAUUUAAUCCGACCAACACGAUGAAUUAAUCAGAAUGAUUAAGUCUGACCAACACGUUGUUUGAGAGGAAUUGUUUGGUGUCUAGCAUCACUGCUGCAACUGAAAUUAGUUCAAAUCCUAUAAUAAAUAAUAUAUAGUAUAAUAUAUACUUCUAAUACAAAUCCAUUUUGACAUCUUUCUAUCUCUAAAGUGUAGACAUAAUUUACUUGAGGGUGAUUCAAGAGUGAAACAUUUAUCGAUAACCCCAAAAAAAUGCAACGAAACUGAGGGAAAAAUGACUUAUUUAAUGUUGCUAACUUUGUGCUAGCUUAGCAUGCUAUCCAUCUCUUCUGUUGUAUGUCAUUGCCAUGGAGAUGGGGAAGACUAUUGUGGGGAAUACUUUAAUCUGUACAUUAAUAGAGUGUAAAUAUGCGUUUUGUUUUCUGGUCGCCGACCCUCAUUUGAAAUAGUUUUUUCCAUCUUUAGUCCAGACAUUCUAAGCUAGGAGCCAACUUAAAGCACGUUUGGUGCUCAGUCAGAUUUCUACCAGCUGUGACGGACGGAAGACAAAGAUAUAAACUGCUCUUUGUAGAUGUACAUUUUUCCUUUUAUUUAUCCAUGAAGGGACAACUUUUAGAAAGCUUAAGUUCUGCAUCGUGGUUAAACGAAGCAGGUCCAGAUACUAACCCUAACCUUUACUGCGGUUAGUUUAGAGAACACAACCUUUACAGCGGUUAGAGAACACAACCUUUGCUGCGGUUAGUUUAGAAAACACAACCUUUACUGCCGUUAGUUUAGAGAACACAACCUUUACAGCCUAUAGUUUAGAGAACACAACCUUUACAGUGGUUAGAGAACACAACCUUUACAGCCGUUAGUUUAGAGAACACAACCUUUACAGCGGUUAGUUUAGAGAACACAACCUUUACAGCCGUUAGUUUAGAGAACACAACCUUUACAGCCGUUAGUUUAGAGAACACAACCUUUACAGUGGUUAGAGAACACAACCUUGCUCUGUGAAACAAUGACUUAUAUUGUAGUAUGUCAGUCUGUCAGUCUGUCCUUCUAUCCGUCUCCCUCCUUAAAUCACUGAACUCUGGAAAAAAAUGAAAAACGUAAAAAAAUAUUUAUACCUUCAACUAAGUGACCCCUUUUUCUAAUUUUCUAUAGAAAUGUUUUUAUUGCUUAUUUGUUCAAAUGAAACGUGGAAGUUAUCGAGCUAAAGUGCUUUGUUAGCGGCGUGCCGUAGAAUCCUGUUUUAUAAUUUUGUAACGUUUGUUGCUUUCGGUUGCUAGGCAGGUUACUAGGCUGGUUGUCAUGACUACUUUCUCAUUCCUGUGGUUCUGGACCCUCAAAGUGGACCUUCAUGUUGUGAAACAAACAGACCAUCCCCUCUUCAAUGCUUUUAUUUUGAAAUACAUUCGGACACUUCAAAAUAAAAGCACUGAAUAAUAAAACGACUAUAAGCAGCUUUCUGGCAUGGCAGCUUCACACACACACACACACACACACACACACACAGAGGAACCUUUUAAGCAUGUGGUGUCAAGGUAUCAAUGUAAAUACUCAACUUUUAUAUGUUCUGUUUUUAUUUAAAUAAAAAUAAUUGCAACGUC